Molecule: messenger RNA, 2361 nt
Organism: Pleurotus ostreatus (oyster mushroom)
Lineage: Eukaryota; Fungi; Basidiomycota; Agaricomycetes; Agaricales; Pleurotaceae
Exons: 20
Coding region: 1-2361 (786 amino acids)
Source: RefSeq, a predicted model, not a curated record
AUGAAUCCCACUCAGAGCGACCCAGCUGCCGCGGCAUCGACGAUUGCGCGAUUGGAACCGGCUGCUAACCAAGCAUUGCAGACGGCAGAGCAAGCAAUCACUGCUGUUGCGUCUCGCAAAAGCAGCGGCAAGGAUGGAAAGGCCGCCGCCAAAAAGAUCAUCUCUGGUGCCCGACAAGUGCUACCAAUUCUGACUGUAAUUUCGGAAGUCCACCCCAUUGCGAAGGGCGUGAUAGGAAUAUUUGCGGCUUUGGUAGAGAUGGAGGCUAACCGUCAAAACAACAACCUUCAGAUCGCGGUUGUGUAUCAUUCUAUGACUAUCACAAUGCAUACCCUCCGAUAUCUCGGGGCUCUGCUUGACCAGGUCGACGAAGUGGUCGACGAUCUACAAGAUACUCUCAGCGAAAUGACUCGAACAAUGGAAGAAUUCGGUAAUUUGGUCAACACAUAUUAUCGUUAUUCCGCGAAGCAUGCUAUAUUCCGUAUCCUCCGCUCUCAAGAGUACAAGGAACAACUCGAGGAGAUAAACCAGACAUUUGCUCGCCUCAAGGAUGACAUGCGGAUGAUCUUGGAAGCUCGUACCAUGGUCUCGACCUUCGAUACUCACGAGCAAGUGCAGACUGUCUCUACGAACAUCAACACUGUCAUUCAAAUGCUCGGCGCUAUUGGCGCGAAGGAGCAAAAGGCGGAAGAGUACAGCAAGGCGCAUGGAGGUGCCGGGAACAUCAUCCAAGAUGAUGCCCUGCUUGCUAAAGUGGCUGAAAUCCUCGGAGAAAAGCUGCCGCCCCAAAUCAAGGCCGCGCUUCGAAAGGAUAUGCAGGAUAUCCUUGAGCAUGAUCGUACUCAAUUCAAGUUCGCUUUGCAAGCAGCAAGUGAUAAUAUAGAAGAAAGCGUCGCUCGCUCCGAGAUGGCGAUUAUCAAACAUCUUGAUGCCGGGCCUCACGAGCUGAUCGACGACCCCGAUGUGAAAGCUCUUUGGCAAGGUAUGCCCUCAUUUCUCCCUGAACUACAUAAAUGGAGAACCAGCGUUAAAGUCCGACCUUUUGUUGAUGCGCUGCACGAAUACUUCCAACGUCAAUACGCCAUGAAGAAGCAAGAAACCGGGUCGGCACCUGAUGAUGCGUGGACGCUAAAAUACUUGGCCAAGGUGAUGUACCAUCCGGCCAUCGGGAACGCUAUCGAUGAAGAUGGGAGUGGAUUCGUCUCUGUUCACGAAUUGAACCACUUCCUCGAGAAACGUCCCGUCAAAUCCUGGACUGUGCCAGAGACCCUUGUCUUCUGGGCCGUUGUCUGGCCGCAGUCCAAUGCAUUUUACUAUGCAGAUAUCGCCCAUUGCCUCAAAACGAUCAGGACCUUGAUCAACCGCAGAAAGGUUACUGACGCCUUCAAAGAUUACUUGGAAGUUCUCGGGUAUCUCGAUGUCGUAGUAGAAUCCCUCGACGAUGUUGAAGACGAAGACGGCGAUGGGCUAACCGCACUCUUGGAUGCAUAUGUCGAGGCCAAAGACGCCGAAAUCAUUACAUUCCUGAAAGAAACCCAAUACCGUAUCUCGGAUACUUCGACUUUGGAGUAUAUCGUUGGGCAACGUAUUGAACUAGUUCUGGCGCCCUUGCUCGGGCAUAUAUUGAUGGAACAUAUGAAUAUCAUCCAGGGAUUACGCAAGGGGCAACAACCCGACGACGAGAUAAUUGGUUCGAUGUGUGAAACAUGCGCCUCUAUCUUCGUCGCCUUCUACGAGAGAUUUGAGGAGUUACAGCGAGGAUGGAAGCAACAGAAAGUAGACGUUCACCUAUACACUGAUAGCUUCGCCAACGGACUCUUCACCGCCAUCUACAAGGCUGACGCAGAUGGCUUUUCCCAAUUGACCGGCGAUGUGGACGAAUACGAUGAAGUGUUCAGUGACGAGGAGGAAGAGGACGAAGAAUCGAGCGAAGCUACUGCUGUAGAGGACAAGACCGAUCAACUUCUGCAGAUGGUCUCUGACUUGACUACCAAAAUGAGCGGAAUGGAGGCUAGACUCGCGAAUAUGGAGAAGAUUCUUGCUGGCGGCGGCGGACAGCUGGGCCCCGCUGGGCAAAAAAAUAGAUCUAGCCCGAAUGUAAAGGUAGCGAAAGCCGGCAAGCCAAUAUCGAGCGGAAUGUCCGGGCGAGGGAAGGCUGGCGACGACGACGGCGACGACGACGACGAUGACGAAGCAGGAAUAUAUAGUCGCGGGAAGCCAGGGAAGCCAGCCAAAUAUGACGACGAUGAUAACGACGACGAUAACGACGACAACAACGACAGCGAGGGGGAUAACGAUGGUAGGAGGAGCGAUGGCGACGACGACGAUAACGACGACGACGACGACGACGACGACGAUUGA